AUGGACAACAAUCGCUGGCUCCCAGCAGCACCAUAUGGUGCUACUUGGAAUUGUCAGCACACUUUCACCACUACAGUUCGGGGAACUGUACGAGUCGUACGAGAAAUUUUGGAUGAGAUGCAGGCGGAUCAGUUCAUAUGGCAGCCGUAUGACAUGGACUCGGAUGUCAUUAUGGCUUACGCCGAUGAAUUGAACCCCCAGUUGUGGAGGUCAUCUGUUCCGUUGAUAUUCUACGCAAUAGUUGAAAUGCAUCGUCCCGAACGAGUUGUUCGCCAAUUCGGGAUGAGGCAGAAUGUACCAGAAUCGACGGAUACCCGUGAUAUGAGCCUCCAUCAGAUUUCCCGUAAAAAUCACGCGGGCGCAGAUUGGUCUCUGCAACACAUACAAUACAUCAAUAGAUGGCAAAAACGAUAUGACACGGUUGUACAUAGGCCACUCAUUUCUAAUAGAAGGGAAACAGAACGAGGUUAUUGGGAGUGGUACUACAACAUAACAAGAAAUUUCGUGUCGUCAUCUACUGAUAGACGUGUGGAAAGCGGGUACCAACCUGGAGAAGCACCUAUGUUGCAAGUUGUGGCAAAUGAGGUGAAUGCCCUUGAAACUUUAUGUCGAUCUAGACCACCAAAUAUCGAAGGAUAUAGUCAAUUGGUGGAUAGAUUUGAACAUGGGUUACAUAUUAUCAAGGAGUUCAGUUGA
Molecule: messenger RNA, 696 nt
Organism: Sesamum indicum (sesame)
Lineage: Eukaryota; Viridiplantae; Streptophyta; Magnoliopsida; Lamiales; Pedaliaceae
Source: RefSeq, a predicted model, not a curated record